Esox lucius (northern pike) is the source of this 3860-nucleotide messenger RNA. It is a transcript of the gene morc3a, whose product is annotated as MORC family CW-type zinc finger 3a. The transcript has 20 exons. Bases 56 to 2875 code for a protein of 939 amino acids. The record is from RefSeq and is a predicted model, not a curated record. Lineage: Eukaryota; Metazoa; Chordata; Actinopteri; Esociformes; Esocidae. Gene Ontology annotation, molecular function: zinc ion binding; ATP hydrolysis activity. Gene Ontology annotation, cellular component: nucleus; PML body.
CCCUCGCGAUAGACUUGUGCAUGUUGGUCACGCCCCUUCUGCAUUUUGGGAGAAGAUGGCGUCGCAAAUACAUAGAGGGGUUCCUCUAAGUGCGCUCUGUCCCAAGUUUCUCCACACAAACUCCACCAGCCACACCUGGCCCUUCAGCGCCAUUGCUGAACUAAUAGAUAAUGCCUAUGAUCCAGAUGUCAAUGCGAAACAGUUCUGGAUUGAUAAGACACUGUUUAAAGGCCAAGACUGCCUUAUCUUCAUGGACAAUGGAAAUGGGCUGGACUACGAGAAGAUGCACAAGAUGCUGAGCUUCGGUUACAGCGAGAAGACGGUCAUAAAUGGGCAGCACCCAAUAGGUCUCUAUGGCAACGGCUUCAAAUCGGGGUCCAUGCGGCUGGGACAAGAUGCCAUUGUGUUCUCCAAAUCACAAGAUGGAGACAACCUGCAUGUGGGCAUGCUCUCCCAAAACUACCUGGCACAGAUCGAAGCGGAGCAGAUCAUCGUGCCCAUUGUGUCCUUCCAACGCGUCGCACACGGCCAGUUCCGUGCGAAUGAGAAUCAUAAGGCCAGUCUGCAGGACAUCCUGCAAUACUCCCUUUUCAACACGGAGAGUGAGCUGCUUGAAGAACUCAAAGCCAUCAACUCAACCUGCUCCACAGGCUCUUCAGGAACGCGCAUCAUCAUCUGGAACCUGCGCAGGACAUUAACGGAUCAGACAGAGUUCGAUUUCAAAACAUCCAACUAUGAUAUCAGAAUCCCAUUGGAUGUGUUGGAGAGCUCAACUGAACCAUACAAAAGGCCAGAGCUGCCCACAAAACCAGAAAGUUGCUACUCUCUACGCGCAUAUUGCAGUAUUCUGUACCUAAAGCCCCGGAUGCAGAUCGUCAUUCGAGGGCAGAAAGUGAAGACUGAGCUCAUCUCCAAGAGCCUGGCCUUUAUUGCUAAGGACCAAUACAAGCCCAACUUUGUUAACACACGAAUCCAGAUUACCUUUGGAUACAACACCAAGAGCAAGGACCAAUACGGCAUCAUGAUGUACCACAAGAAUCGCCUUAUUAAAGCCUACGAGCGAGUGGGCGUUCAGCUGAAGGCGAACAAUCAAGGUGUUGGGGUCAUUGGGGUAAUUGAGUGUAACUUCCUGGAGCCCACUCACAACAAACAGGACUUUGAUAACACUGACAAAUACAGGAAAACCAUCCACAACUUGGGUCUAAAGCUGGAAGAGUACUGGAAAGAGAUCCGUUUUAAAAGAGACAAAGAAGACCCUAACAGCAUACCAGUGGAAGACACCAUGAAGCGUCCAGAUCAGAACUGGGUGCAGUGUGACUACUGCCUGCGCUGGAGGAAGCUCCCGGAUGGGAUUGAUUGCAGCCUCCUCCCUGAGAAGUGGUUCUGUCACAUGAACCCAGACCCGCAGUUCAGGAGCUGCACCGUAGAGGAAGAACCUGAAGACUCAGAUGAUGAUCAGCCAUACCAGAAAACCUACAAGCAACAUGAGAGGUACACAAAACUGCAGCAGGAGAAAAUACGACAACAAUAUGAAGAUGACCAGAAGACGGCAGAAAAGAAACGCAUCGCAGCGCUGGCUCAACAGAACGAAGCUCUGAGACGUCAGCUCAAAAAGACUGAAUCGUUCAGGGCGGGCGCACCGACGUCUCCGUCUCCUGCCAGCCCCCCGGUCAGAGUUAAUGUAAAGACGCCGCUGAGCUCCAGAACCGCCACGGCAUCACCGCUCAGCGGAAGACCCAGAUCCACCCCCCUCAGGACCUCUGGUCUCACCCAAGCAGGGAGCAGUCCUUCCUCCAAUAACAUGCCCAUCAUUUCAAGUGUCUGUUCCCUGUCAACCCCUCCAGCUCCUUCAACAUCAACGGCCAUGUCGACUCCUUCAAGAAUGAAGAGAACAGUGGAAACCACUGCUGAGCGUGAGACCAAAAGACAAAGGGUUAAUGGUUUCCACCAAAACACCUCCAUGACGACCACAACGCCAGCCGUGAUCAUCCCUGUUGAUGAUGAUGACGAUGACAUCACGGAUGACGAUGACAUUGUGAUCUUGGAGACUAGCAGCACCCCGAUUCCAAAGAAGGCCACGUUUGACCUGACCAAGGUCAAAUCAGAGAGCAAGGCUGUGAAGACCCUGACAGGCACUGGCCCCGUCAAGACCAAUGGCAUAGAAACAAGCUCUAUGAAGACGGGAACCACAGCAACCAACGCCUCCCCUCCAAUACCACCCUCAGAGCAGGUGAGCAUCACCACCCAGACAGAGACCCGGAACAAAGUGAAGGACGAAGAGGAGGAGGAACAUUUAACGAGCAUCACCACCCAGACAGAGACCCGGAACGAAGUGAAGGAUGAAGAGGAGGAAGAACAUAUAAUGAGCAUCACCACCGAGACAGAGACCUGGAACGAAGUGAAGGAUGAAGAGGAGGAGGAACUAAAAAAGGCGAUUGAAAGAGGGAGGAAGGGAACCAAACCAGACAACCCGUCUGCUGGCACUUCUUCUGCUGGCCCAUCCACACCUGGCCCACUCACUCCAGGCCUGUCCACUGCUGGCCCAUCCACUGCAGGUCUGUCUGACCGUCCUAAUAUUGAAUUCCAUAAAGUGUCAGACCCCCAAGAGCAGCAGGACAAUCUGAUUGAGCUCCUGCAGGCUACAGCCUAUGAGAGGGACCAGUCAGAGGAGCAGGUCCACAAGCUGACCUGUCAGGUACAUGAAUUGAAGGUCAGAGUGCAGGAGCUCUCCCAGGCUGCUGUGAAGCAAGAGCUCUGUCACAAGGCCUGUCAGACAGGAGAGAGGGUUGGAGGAGAGCAGUUGGAGGAUUGUAAGGUACCGGCUAAGGAGAGGGAUGGAUCAACCUCUGGUCCCAGUGUGAGAUUCCUGAGUUAGAUGUGGGGACAUUGAGGAGGGAGAAGCAGGAGAGACUGAGGGAGCUUCAGAGGAGCAUUGGUCGUCCUUAUCACGUUUGUUCUGGCACUUGUUCUUGUUCGAACACGUCAACUAAAACAGUUCGCACAUCGAUGAGAUCCUUAAUAAUAUACUUCCUCAUGUGCAGUCCAUGGGGCAGGCCUAAAGGCCUGGGGGACGGGAAAUGGAUUAUAUAAUCUAUCAUCUAAGUCUGUGAAGAGUGGCAGAUCUGGGGACAGACACAAAGGCAUCUGACCUCUUUUACCUCAACUUUAUUGUAUUUUUUUUUACCUUCAACUUUUUAUUUAUUCAUGUUUCAUACAAAUGAGUAAAUUAAGUACUAUUCCUAUACAUUAUGCUUUUUAAAUGUUUCUUAAUGUUGCUGUGGGGUUGUUGCAUUAACCUUUUGUUCUGAACAGAUUUACUAUACCAAUAUGUGUAGAUGUAUCUGGCCACUGUGAACCUUCAUACAAAGAUUUUAGGAACAGGAAUGUAAUUGGCACAUUGCACAUUAUCAAAGUGAAUUAAUUAAAAGAAAUGGCUCUGAGCUGAACUGAAAGUCAAAGCUCAUAAUUUAAUAAGAAAGAACCCAUUGGGUCUGCAUAAUCACACAUACAAAAACCCAGACAAUGACAAACACAGCCAAGGAUGUUAAAGGUGUUUUAUCAUUCUACAAGUCAAUACAUCCCCAAUUGUUAGAACAGAGACAUCAAAGUACAGACCAGAAUCUCUCUGAUACAAGACUGGCACUCUGUUCUCUAUCUUUAGUUCUCUUUCUCCCAAACAACUGAUACCCGGUGGCCACUAUAGUUUUACUGUUAAUUUAUUUGUCUGUCUGCUGCCGUGGUAUAUUGCCAAUAUUCCAUGGUUAAGUGCUUUAUCCAGGCACUACCUUUCGUGCACAUGUAUUGUUGCAAAAACUCACUAUUUUACUAUAAUCCUGUCUAAUAAACCAUAAAUGCACAAA